Acanthaster planci (crown-of-thorns starfish) is the source of this 8327-nucleotide messenger RNA. It is a transcript of the gene znf207, whose product is annotated as zinc finger protein 207. Gene Ontology annotation, cellular component: nucleus. Gene Ontology annotation, molecular function: DNA binding. Lineage: Eukaryota; Metazoa; Echinodermata; Asteroidea; Valvatida; Acanthasteridae. The record is from RefSeq and is a predicted model, not a curated record.
GCUGCAUUGUCGUUUUGCGUUCGGAAAUCGUGAACGUUGGAAGUAGAAGCGUGAUCCCUGUUAGAAUCAAUGAAAUUAGAAUGAUUUUUCAACCUUUUCUUCCCCGUUCUACACUGUAAAUAUCUACAAAAUACACUGCGUCAGUUUUUAACACCAAGUCUUUCAUCCAACUCGCCAUGGGGCGGAAGAAGAAGAAGCCUAUGAAACCUUGGUGCUGGUACUGCAACCGAGAAUUUGAAGAUGAGAAGAUCCUCAUCCAGCACCAGAAGGCGAAACACUUCAAAUGUCAUAUUUGCCACAAGAAGCUGUACACAGGCCCGGGACUGGCUAUACACUGCAUGCAGGUUCACAAAGAGAACAUUGACAAGGUGCCCAAUGCCAUCCCAGGCAGGUACGACAUUGAGGUGGAGAUCUACGGCAUGGAGGGCAUACCGGAGAAAGAUCUGCUGGCGCAUGCUGCCAAGACAAACCAAAAAGAAAAAGGUGAUGCAGAGGACGAACCCACAAAACCGAAGCAGUCGGCCCAGUCCACGUCUCAGAACAUACCCCCGCCUCCGAUGAUGCCUGGAAUGAUGCCGGGACAUAUGCCGGGACAGAUGCCGGGCCAGAUGCCGGGCCCAAUGCCAGGGCAGAUGCCGGGCCCAAUGCCAGGGCAGAUGCCCGGCAUGAUGCCGGGUCAAAUGAGGGGUCCCAUGCCCCCGGGCAUGCCGCCGAUGCCACCCAUGCCACCACGGAUGCCAGGCAUGCCAGAGAUGCCUGGUAUGCCUCCCUUCAUGCCGGGUAUGCCGAUGCCACCCAUGCCGCCGGGGUUCCGACCUCCCAUGGGCGGGCCAGGGGGUAUGAUGCCACCCCGCGGCCUACCCGGCAUGCCACCAGUUUCCCUGGAAGCCCCAGCCUCGUCUACCUCCAGCAAUCAGCCGGCGACCGCUGCCCAGGCAGGGCCCAGCCUGGGCCCCAUGGGCGGGGGCCAGCAUCAGCAACCGCCCAAGCCGCUCUUCCCGAGUGCAGCAGCCGCUACAACGGCGUCAGUCACGGGCCCUGGUAAUUCUACCUCGGCGUCCACCAUCGGCCCCGUCAAACCCACAUUCCCAGCUUACGCCAACCCGGCUCCGGAACCGGCCAAGAGCAUGCCGAUCCCCAGCCCUAACACGGCGACGGUCACGGCGGCCGCGCCCAAGCUCAACACCCCCGCCUCGACGAUGGCAGCAGAGAAGACACCCUCUAGCGGCAAAGGCAUGACCACAGGUACCAGUAAGAUAGUGCACCCAGACGAUGAGCUCUCCCUGGAAGAGUUCCGAGCCAAUUUGCCGAAGUACAAGAAGACAAUCGCCCCCUCAGCCUCUUCAGUACCCGUCAGCGCCCCUGCCAUGCCUCCUCGGCCCCCGCACAUAAUGCCUGGCGUGUCCAGUAUGCCUCAGCCACCCAUCAGACCCCAAGGUGGGAUGACCAUGCCUCCCCAGCCCCCAAACCCACCAAUGGGAAUGAUGCCUACACCUCCUGGUGGCCUGAUGCAAGGUAUGCCCCCCAUGGGCCAAAUGCCACAGAUGCCCCCUCGCAUGGGCGGAAUGCCCAACCAGCAGGGAGGGAUGUUCGGCGGUCAACCCAUGAUUCCCGGCAUGAGCCCGAUGACUUCAGCCGGGCCUCAACACCCCAGCAUGCAGCAAGGUCCACGGAGAUACUGAGCUCAAAGGAACUGUUGUGGCUUUCUGUCAGCAUUCAUGAAUAGACUUUACUUCAGUCGCCCAUUACGUUUUCAAGGCAAGUCCUCCACAUAUCUACAGUAAUGCUGUCGUAAAGUGUGCAUGGACAGGAUGGAUGAAUUAUUUGGACGAUUUGUCUUCAGUUCAAAACUUUAGGUUGGCGAAAACUGUUGAUUCCUUUUAUUUUUUCAUAAAUGUGUACCGUUUAAAAAAAAAGCAACCUUUUUUUUUUAUCGUGAUUCUUUCAAAUUACAGUACCAAACCGUACUCGAUACUUCAGCCAUAAAAAGAAUAGAUUUGCAAUGUGUGAGCAGGGUUUGAUGGGUUGAUUGUUGGAGAAAAAGGCUGUGUAUUGCUCGGACAACUUGUUGCAUGUAACACAAGCUAUUGUUCAGAUUAUGCAAUAUCCGUUUAAGAAAACUUGGUAAGUACAGGUCCCAGUUGUCAGCGUUCUGUUGUAAGUUUCCCGUUGGUGUAUCGUUAAAAAGUUUGGUGCGUACCUGUACAUGAGACAAUCAAUCACAUCUCGGCAAUGGUAACGCUGAGAUCAUACCUACCUUUCGCCGUGCCCCUUUCCUUUGUUGUGACUUCUAUCAAUGGUAGGUCGUAUACUCGUGUGUCGGAUAACUUUUCAAUCUUGGCCCUUUUUUGUCCCAGUUCAAAGUCCACCGUUCAAACUUAAGCUCAAAAGUUCAAUGCCAGUUUUGAGCGAUUCACAAUGUAGGAACACGUUGCUGUAUAAGAAGGGAAAGGUCGGCUUUAUCUGCAAUGCAUCGUGGGAACAGUUCAUUUGGUUAUUGAGAAUCAAGUCAAAAGGAUUAAUCAUGACCAGAAUGUUGGGUCCCCUCCCUUUUUAAGUUAACGUCCUUUGGAAAGUUGCCGCACGGUAGUUGUUUUACACAAAGCAGGAAGGACUCUACUGUUUGCAAUUCAUGUUUUGUUGUGCCCAUUAACUGGGGCUUUUUUCCAUUUAUUUCAAUUUUUACUUCCUUUGGCUCUCAGACCUUAAAUUAGAGUAAAGACUGGUACAUGUACUAGACAGCUUCUUCAGGGACGUGUUGAUUAUCUUUAAGCAAGCAUGGAUAGUUUUUUACGUGUACGUCUAAUAUCUCAAUGGAAAAUUGUACAUCGCUGCGCCUCUGAAUACAAAAGGUAAAGAUGAUGCUUGCCCCCGGGCAAAAUCGACAAAGUAAGUAUCAGAAAAAAUGUGAGUACUGCGGCUCAGUUUUAAACACCAUGAUUGACUUUAAAAAAUUGCUCAAAUUGCCAAAUUCACCCAAAACUGUACAGAGAAGUCAUGCUGUGGUGAUUUGUUUUUUGUAUCACUUAUUCCCAAGCUGUCGAAAGAAAAUUGAGGUUUUAAACUUCGCACAAUUUAAGUUUUGGGUCCGAUUUCCCAGUUGUAAAUGAAAAAUGGCAGAUGAGGGUUUUGCUGAAUUCAAAUUUUGAUGUGAUGGUUUGAUUGUCAUUUAGCUCCUGAGUCCAACAAUGUAAGUUGUGUGGUAGGUGCGUUAUGUUCUCUGUGAGGUGCAUGUGCAAAAGAUUGCAUCGGCAUUUUGGAAGCUGUCAUGAAUCCUGAACACUUCUCUAACAGUCACAGGAGGCGCGAUUGAGGUGGGUCUGUAUUUCAACACAUGUAGUGUGCGUCAAACUGCAAAUUGAUCUCAAUUUUUUGAUCUCCUGCGCCAGUACAUCGGAUUGAGAGGAUGCGUACGAGUAUGGUUUACCUUUGGUGACGCCUUCAAUUGGAUCGCCCAACUUGUCAUUUAAGACCCGUCCUCUUAGUUCAGCUAAUGAAAUUACACUUCACCCAAACCUACAAGCAAAAAAGCUGAUCAUUGGAGUGUGUCAGUGCAUUUGAAGACACGCCCUGGGUGUUCCCGUAUGACAGCUUUCAAGAUGGCACCCAGUGAAAGUCAUUGUCAACAUGAGUUUUUAUGAAAGACGCCAGCUGAGUGAUUGUAAAAUUUGUCAAGCAACCUCUUUUUCUGGAAAAAUUGUUCAUUCACAUGUAUUUUAGCAUAUGUGUGAUUCUCUCCGGAGAUGGUUUCCAACGGAAAGACAAGGUAACCUUUGUUAGCAGUUAAGAAUGUUAACACACAUGUACACUGUGUAUGAGCCAAAUGCUUUUCAGUCCAGAAAGUAUUAUGUAGGCAAGGAACCAGACUUUGAUCCAGUGUCAUAGCAGUCUGAUGUUAGUCAGAUCCCUCUGUUCUCAAGAUUCCAAAGUUUCCAAAUUUGAAUUGCAGAAGACUACAGACUCAUUUUAAGUGUGAAUUCUACAAGUAUUUGUUGGAAAUUCCUUGAGGAAAUUGUUUUGCUUCCCUUUGUCUUGAGGGCUAAGGUUUGUAAUUGUCCUUUUUAAUUUGAAUCGUGAUUAGAUAAUAAUAAAAUUUAGUUUUGGAAGUUGCAUUGAUGGGUGUGCUUUGAGUUCCUGGUUCUCAGAAAAGGUGAGGAAUAUGGCCUUCAUCGCUUCCCCUGGUUGCCAACAAAUUUUCUAAUAAAAAAAAAAGAACUGUUUCUUAGUUGUGUGCCUUUUAAUGUGACUGGUCAUGUUGAAUUACUGUAUACCUUAAUCCAAGCUGUUGUGUCUUAGUGAACUUACUGGAUUUUUGAUAAAGGUAUGUUGUUGAAAUUUCUACCGGCUAUUAUGGCCUCCAUGGUGGUCACUUUGGCUGCCAUGCUGGCCACAGUCACUGCUACAAUGGCCUUUGUGGCUGCCAUGCUGAUCACUGCAACUGCCAUGCUGAUCACUGCAACUGCCAUGCUGGCCAGUGCGGCCACCAUGCUGGCCACUGCAGCCCUAUGUUAGUCACUACGGCCUUCAUACUGGCCACCGUGACCACCAUGCUGGCCACUGUGGCUGCCAUGAUGGCCACUGUGACCACCAUGCUGGCCACUGCGGCCUCCAUCCUAAAGAGUUCAGUGACACACACAUCCAUGGGGAAUGCUUUCAUGCAUGCAUGUUUAAUUUCUACGCUCAGAGAAAUGAAGCUCUCCGGCACGUACACAUAAAUUAAAAUAAAUAACUUCAGACAUGUCAUAUCAAGUGUGUAAAAUGUAAUUGUAGGAUGCAUGCAUGUGCUGUAAUCAAAAUUCCAACUUCCAGCAAAUUCCAACAUUUGUAAGACCCUUCACUUUUCUUCAUUGUAGCCAGCCCUGCUGCCCUCAGGGGGGAUCUUUGGCUCUGACGGCAGGCAAACUCCGUGCAAAAAUCAUUGAAUUUUGUCUCAGGCAAGUCACACGACAUUAAUUUAAAACUUGCUUGCCAAGAAAAUUUCACAGUGACUGCAGAAGUAGAUUUUCCUCACUGUCAUUUGGACGGGAUUUGUAGACUGGCGGGAGAGGAGCAUUAAGCACAGUGAUGUGGUGUGGAAUUUGGGGUACCAUACAUCGUUCUUGACCAAUCAAGAAACUUGUUAUAAGAUGGUGAGAAGAAAUGGGUACUUUUGAUAAAAUUGUGGACUUCGUUGGCAGUAUCAUUAAGACUGGUAACAUCUGUACAAAUGGAAGCACACACCUGGUUUUCAGAAAGAUUGAGGAAAAUCUUCUCAAGCAUUGCUGUUGGACUCUCGUCCCCUAUAUGCCAAAGGCAUAUAAGGCGAAAUGUGGCGGUUUUUUCAUAAGUAUAAAUCAAAAUGAAUAAAUUAAAAUAAGUACCUUUUUUGUGAUAAUUGGCAUGUAUAAUGUUGGACAGCAAGAAUUGCAGUGUGCAUGUGGUUGCCCAUAUGUAAACCCCAAAAUAGUUCAUUCCAAUGCUUGCAUGAAUAUUUAUAUUACAAAAGACUUCUCAUUUGUUUCCAAACCGGCUGGGCCCUUUUAGAUUUAUUCAACACAUGAACUAUAGAGCAUUAGAUACAGAGGUUGACAUCUGAGGAGGUUCAACGUGGGACUUCGUUUAUGGGAUCUUGCUAACAAUUUUGCCCAUGGUUUCAGCAAAUCUGAUUUACAGCCUGGAGACUGCCAGUCGAUGUUUUAGUGGAGUCCACCUCAAAUCUCUUCAAGUCCUUGCAAGUUGAUCAGAAGCCGUCCAGUCUCAAGCCAAGUUACAACAUCUUGUGAACUGUGACACAAGAACUUGGAUGUCUUUGUUCACCUUUGUACUGAUGACUGGACUUGUGAAGAGAGUUGUGGUGGACGUGACUACAACAUUGUCACCGGUCAGCGUGUUUAUGCACAGACCAAUCUGCUCUAUCACUGGUUCCCCUCUGUCAUGUUUAAUACUGGUUCCCUUCACUGCCUUCACUGGUUCCCCUGUUCUCGAUUGGGGAAAGGAACCGUUGAAAAGGCCCUUGUCCAAUCCCAGAGUCCCAAGACCACAAUAAAUGGAUGGUACAUUAUGGAGGUUGAAUCUUGCACUCAAAUCUCUUGACAAAAAACUCUUAAAAGGAGCAACUCCCAAAUGGUUGGUGAACUCUGAAUCAUCGUCCUAUGUCCUCUUUCUGGCUUUAUCCCUAAAUGACCUCUCUGCUUUCAAAUGUUUCCUCCAGAUGUUUAAACUAAAAAUGUACUUUGUCCACUUGGUGACAGUAUAUUCCACCUGAUAACAGCUUGUCAACCUCGAAUAUAUCUCCCUCUUUAUCUCACCCAAUCAAAUCAACAUCUGAGUGCCUAAUUUGCAUAUUGCUACUUCAUAAAACUAAGCCCAGAAUCUUCUCUUGUGUCCUGUGUACUUUCUCUCCUGACUCCAGCCCCUCCUGUGUGUGCAGUGUGCUCCCUAGGGGGUCAAAGUUCACAGGUCAAAGGAGCGAAAAUGUGUAGGCUGUGUAACCCAGGCAAGUCCUUUCCCCCCAAAAAAUGGUUUUUCAGUAGAGUCAAACUUGCCGGUUCAAUUUCACAGCAUAUCUGCUGUUGGACAAAUAUGUCCCCAAUAUGCCUGGGUUUUUGCCUCUUGUCUCCUGUUUGUUUCCUUCCCCAAACUCAUGGCAUAUUUGGCGAAAAAAGGCAUUUUAAAGUACAUGUAUGGGGGUUUUUGGGGGGGCGGUAUAUAAGAAUUUUUGCUUUGUUGAGUUUGGGCUUUUUUGGGGGGUUUCUUUCAUUUUGGGGAAAGCGUAUUUUCUUUUUAUGGGGUGUUUACAGAUUUUUGUGUCAGCAGCUAUUUAUGCAUUGUUAAGACCUAGAGUAAACCAUUUUUGAUCUCAAAUGUUUAUCUUGUUAAAAGUAAAUUGUGGAAAGGCUUUGAAAUGCACUUCAAAUUCUGUGUGCCUUUGUGCAUGUGCGGAGUACUUCUGAGCACCAAGAUGAAAAGAUUUGUAUCUUAUGAAAGAAAAUAUACAUACAAUUUGCCUUAUUCGUAGACUGUUUUUUAACCUUUUACUCUCAACCCAGCAGCAUUUUUUGUCUUCAAUUGCAAGGAAGCUGUGUAUUCGAAAGUAUGUUAUCCAUUUAAUAUGCCUGAACAGUGAGAGGUGUCCCAUGUUAUGGCAUUGAAUCCGGAGCAAAACGAGGAAAUCAACCAAAAGCUAACAGGUUAGAUUUUGUACUCAAAGAUGAGUGGACGGACUUGGAAUAUGAUGUCAAGGUAUGGGCUUUAACUUUGCUAUCAUUGACUAAAAAAAUGGAUUUGCAACAUUUGAAAUAAUCAAGACAACAGGAGUAGAGGUGCUUCUGACGAGAAGAGAAGGCGGCAGUCAACAGAGGCCCUGGACUUGCAUGAAAUAAACCCGGUUGACGUUCUCUUUGCAUCGUUGGAUUGGAUAACAAAGAAGCCAUGCAUUUGUACAUGAACCUAUGUAUGUGGGAAGUGAACCAGCUCAUGAAGACUCGGAUGUAUGCUUAGUAUAUGAGAAAUGUUUAAGGCAGAAGAAUCAUAUUCCAUAAGCUUAUCUUGAGGAGAAAACGCCUUUGGAUUUUUUUGGGAAAGGCUGCCAGUUGUCGCAGUCUGUGAAAAUGAACAUGAUUGGUCAGUGCAGGAUAAACUGCGCAUCCUUAUUCUCUGAUUGGCCAAUACUGGCGCAUUACAUUCAUGAUUAAGUUCAAGACACAAGGUGAUGUUUGUGGGUUUGCAUUAAUUUUCUUUUGCUGGAAAGCUUUAAAUUCAGUUUGGGUAACUGACUUAACACUGUGUCAAAAGAGGAAGCUUGAUUUUGAGUAUUUAGUGAGGUGGAAACUGAUUGUUUUUCACACCAUUCCUCAAUAGGUUCCUGCAUAGAAUGCACUGCUUCUUUCUCUUCCAAUCCCAUGAUGCAUUGCAAAUGAGUAAAGCUUGCUUACUGACUGUGAUGUCCGAGCCCUUUAUGUUAAAAAAAGUUUGACCUCACGUUUUCUUCCGUCCAGUGAAAACACAUCCAACCUGUUGGUGGAUUUGGAAGAUAUGUAAUAGUUUUCUUCAAGGAAAGGGGAGAGUUGAGGGUUGACUGGUGCUAGGAAAUGUGUUUUGACCACAACUCCAAAAACUAGCAUGAAGCUGAGGAUUGUUCAUCAGUUGUGCUUCGAGUGAUGCCAGUUCUGAAAUCACACAGUCACUUGAGAUGCCGAAACCUGCAAAGCUGACAGUACUAUUUGUAAUUGACACCAAAUGAAAAUCUCUGUAAAGUGAAGUCGGCUUACAAUUAUUAGUGCUUGCUUUGUAUCAACUUUUAGUGAAAGAUGAGCGGACAUUUCAUUAAAUUGACAUUUUACAUUAAA